Messenger RNA from Uloborus diversus, 1014 nucleotides. RefSeq names its product sec1 family domain-containing protein 1-like. Gene Ontology annotation, molecular function: syntaxin binding. Lineage: Eukaryota; Metazoa; Arthropoda; Arachnida; Araneae; Uloboridae. The transcript is spliced from 12 exons. Gene Ontology annotation, cellular component: cytosol; Golgi membrane. The record is from RefSeq and is a predicted model, not a curated record. Bases 1 to 1014 code for a protein of 337 amino acids. Gene Ontology annotation, biological process: intracellular protein transport; endoplasmic reticulum to Golgi vesicle-mediated transport.
AUGGUUGGAGAAAAUCUCUUCAGCUUUGAGGCUACAGAUGGCACUAUAGUGGCCCUGGUAGGUGCUACUAUACAGCAUGAUUUAGAAAAACUUUCCAAUGAAAUUCGAUCUAAGGUGUUUGAUCAGUAUCUGAACUUCAUAACUCUUGAAGAUGAUAUGUACAUUUUAAGACACCAAGACUGUGGGUCUAUAAACUAUUUUGCUUUUAAUAGAGGUGAUGUCAAAGAUUCUGAAAUGGAAAAAAUAAUUGAUAAUGUUGUAGACAGUUUAUUCUCAGUAUUUGUGACACUUGGUGUGGUUCCAAUAAUAAGAAGUCCUAGAGGAAAUGCAGCUGAAGUGGUAGCUGAGAAAUUGGACAAAAAGAUUCGAGAAAAUCUCAGGGAUACCAGAAACAGUCUUUUCACUACCGAUGGAAUGCCAACAUCUUUCACGUUCCAAAGACCAUUGUUGGUAGUUUUAGAUAGAAAUCAAGAUAUGGCUACACCAUUGCAUCACACUUGGACUUAUCAGGCUCUCGCCCAUGAUGUGUUGGAUCUUCAGUUAAAUCGAGUAACUAUUGAGGAAACAACUGAGAAAACUAGUCACUUAGGUGCAAGACCUAGGAAAAAAACCAAGACAUUUGAUUUAAACCCCUCUGAUAAAUUCUGGAUGCAAUAUAAAGGAAGUCCUUUUCCCAUUGUUGCUGAGGCUGUUCAAGAAGAGCUAGAUUCAUAUAGAUCAUCUGAAGAAGAAGUGAAAAGAUUAAAAGCAGCUAUGGGUUUAGAUGCUGAUAGCUCUAAUGAUGAAAUAAUUAAUUCUGUGACUGAUAAUACUGCUAAAUUAACAUCUGCUGUGAGUUCUCUUCCUGAACUUCUUGAAAAAAAGAGAAUAAUUGAUAUGCAUAUGACUAUUGCUACAGCAAUUUUAGAUCAUAUUAAGAGUCGCAAAUUAGAUGUAUACUUUGAAAUUGAAGAAAAAAUCAUGGGCAAAGCAACAUUGAUAUCAACGCAUAGGUACUUAAUUAACAAUGUUUGA